CGUAUCUCUGCCUUCCUCCGGAUCGCCGGAAGGCCUACUGUCCUGCGAGGUUGAGGCCUGCCCCUCCCGUACUUUACACCCACCCACGUCCCCAGAGGGGAUCCCGGCGACUCGGGGGUCCAGAGAAGCCGCCUCGCGGGGCCUUUCCUUGACUCCGCCGCCUGGAAGAGCUUCGGCCGGGCUCGCUACGCCUCGCUCAGGCCGGGAGACUUAAAGGGGAGCUUUCCUGCGGGUUCAGUCCAGCCGCGGUCCUCGAGAGUGGGCGAUGAGCUUGGCGGAGGCGCCGGAGGUGGAGGCGGGAUGGCCGCCCGGAGCCUUGAACGACCCCGCCUUAGAUCUUAAUGAUAAUUCCCCUGAUGAAGCCAUGGUAAAUGACUUUCCUAUCAUAGAUAAGAAAGCUGUGGAACAGCUAACCGAAGGGCUGAUCUCACACUACUUACCUGACCUACAACGAUCAAAACUAGCCUUAAAAGAACUCACACAGAACCAAGAAGUACUAUUAGAAACCGUACAACAAGAAAUUUCAAAGUUUAAAGAAUGUAACUCAAUUCUUGAUAUCAACAUGCUGUUUUCAGAAGCGAAAUACUAUCACAAUAAGUUGGUAAACAUUAGAAAAGAGAUGCUGUUACUGCAUGAGAAAACGUCAAAGUUGAAAAGAAGAGCGCUCAAACUCCAGCAAAAGCGACAGAAAGAAGAACUAGACCGAGAACAGCAACGGGAGAAGGAACUGGAAAGAGAAAAACAAUUAACUGCCAAACCAGCAAAAAGGACAUGAAAGCCCAAUGUGCUUUGGCUUAUUGUGCUAAUUAUAGUAACCUUUGGACUUUUCUGGGGAAUACGACGAUCGCCUUGCACUCUCCUGUUCUAUUUUGCCAAGGAAGGUAUUAGCGCAGUCUUCAUAUUUUCACCUUGCUGUUUGCAAAGGAGCUAGGAACGGAAAGUGUACCACAGUAGCUUACUCCUAAUCACUUUUUGAUUAAUGCUUCUCUAAUAUUGCUGGGACAGAUUUAUUUUUUUUUGAAGAAAUAGGACACAGUCCAUGGUAGGGUGUCUAACCUUGGCAACUUUAAGACCUGUGGAUUUCAGAGAGCAUGGCUGGCUGGGGAAUUCUUGGAGUUGAAAUCCACAAGUCUUAAAAUCGCCAAGGCUGGAAACCCCUGCUCUAUGGCAUUAAUUCCAACAUCUUGCAAGGCCUCUGUUGGUGUGUAUUUGUCCCAAACCCAGAUAUGUUCCUUAACGGUUAACUCUACCUCAUUAAAUGUACUCUACACCACACUUCAGAGUAGUUA
Molecule: messenger RNA, 1289 nt
Organism: Thamnophis elegans (Western terrestrial garter snake)
Lineage: Eukaryota; Metazoa; Chordata; Lepidosauria; Squamata; Natricidae
Gene: BLOC1S6
Product: biogenesis of lysosomal organelles complex 1 subunit 6
Exons: 5
Coding region: 266-775 (169 amino acids)
Biological process (GO): intracellular transport
Cellular component (GO): transport vesicle; BLOC-1 complex; extrinsic component of membrane
Source: RefSeq, a predicted model, not a curated record